AGAGUUCCAUUUAAAAUCAAACUUCAAUGCUUUUAAUUAAAUUUUAAAAUAGGCUUUAAAUGUAUAUCGCUAUUUUAUUUUUGAAAAACCAUUAUAUUCUGAAGAAAGAUUCGUAAGAGUCUAAAGAAAAAUUUCGUUGAAGCGAUUAAUUAGAUAACAUUCUAAAAUAAAUCAUUUAAUUCAAUCAAUGUAUUCUGUACAAUACAUGUGCGACGAAUUGAAUGCGACGAAUUGUCGUGCGACGAAUUGAUCGCGACGAAUUGUCGUGCGACGAAUUGAUCGGUCACCCAUUAUUCAUUUACAGAAGAGAGUUUUCAGUAAUUGAUAAUAAAAUCUGGAUUUUUUUAAUAUAGUUUGAUAAUACAGAUAUCUAAAAUGUGCUGUAAGAUUUCUAGCUAAUGAUUAGUGCUAUGUAUAUGGCUUGUAAUUCUUGAUUUAUAUGAAUACCUUAAUGGUAUUUUUUUUAAAUGGAGACUUGGAGACCUUGAAUGAUUAGUUAAAGGUUUUGAAAAAAUGUUAUUUCUUCAAGUAUCAUAAUGAUUUUUUUGUAAGCACUAAUAGCAUUGAAAAUUGAAUUUAUUCUAGAAAUAUCAUUAUCAAUUGUACAUGAUACAUGAUUAUUCUUGAUAAAUUUUGUUUUGGAUUUUUUGAUAAUACAGUAACAGACAACAAUCAUCAAGACAAAUGAAAACUUUUUAUCUUUUUGGGAUGCAAUGUGACUUUAUUUGCUGAACUCCAGUGUAAAUUUGUAAUACUCCUAAAUGUAAAAUGUUGAUCGUCUUGUUCAUAAAAAUGCUUUCGAAAUUCAUUUUUCAAUGUCAAUGAAGAAAUAAAAAUUAGUGUAGACAUUACAGUUUGAAUUAGUGAAAAUAAGCUCAUGUUGCGGCUAAUAGCUACAUACAAAUUUGUUGAGUUAAUACCUGCAAUUUUCAAAUUAUCCCUAAAAUUCAACGUUUCCUUAUAAAAAUGCUGGAACUGAUAAUAAAAACUAUGACAAAAAUCUCGAUGUUUUCAAAUUGAUAGAUAACAUACUAUUAGGAUUAAACUUCUCAACAUCUGGAAGAAUGCUAACUCCUACAACAACCUCCUCCCAUACGUUCUUCGAACCUAGGAUCAAGAUCCAGAUAGAAUUUUCUCAGUUUUUCUUUCCACGAUUCAAGGUUCCAUAAGUUUAGCAUUACUCUUCUCAGUAUUGUAGAACUGCUUCUUCUCGAAAAAAAACUCUUUCCAGGACUCUCAAAGUAUUCGCAUAAGAAUCGUUGAAAAGUGCUUUUUUGUUGCAUAUGAAACUAGAAGAGCCUUUUUCUUGUUUAGAGUAUGCUAGAGAAAGAUAUUCUCGAAAGUUUUAUCAAGUUUUUUUCGAAGAAGAAGAAUAUCUUAUUCAUAGACAACGACGAUAAUGAUUCUUUUUCUCGUUCAUUGUAGUAAUUCCCAAUAUUCCAGCUAAUGCCAGAUGGGCACAGAAUGGUGUGACUGUUGCUGGAGGCCAUGGAGAAGGCAAUGCCACCAAUCAACUCUACUACCCUUAUGGUCUCUUCGUUGAUGAUGAUCAAACAAUAGUCAUAGCUGACAACGACAAUAGUCGUAUCAUCCAAUGGAAGAUGGGUGAUACGAAUGGACAAGUCAUCGCUGGUGGCAAUGGUCAAGGCAAUCGAUUGGAUCAAUUGUAUUAUUCAGUUGCUGUGUUAAUUGACAAAGAGACUGAUAGUCUCAUUAUAUGUGAUCACGACAAUCGACGAGUCGUACGAUGGUCUCGUCGUAGUGGCACAACUCAAGGGGAAAUACUCAUCGAUAAUAUCGAUUGUCGGGGAUUGGCCAUGGAUGAUCAGAGAUAUCUGUACAUCUCUGACUACAGAAAACAUGAGGUAAGACGAUAUCAAAUCGGAGACAAUAAUGGAACUAUUGUGGCUGGUGGCAAUGGCUAUGGUGCUGGUCUCAAUCAACUCAGCUUGCCGACCUACAUCUUUGUUGAUCAACAACAGACUGUCUAUGUGUCAGACACCGGCAAUCUUCGUGUGAUGAAAUGGAAUAAAGGUGCAAAAGAAGGAAUUGUCGUUGCUGGAGGUCAAGGCAAUGGGACUGCUCCGACACAAUUGUACGGGCCGACUGGACUGUUUGUCGAUAUGUCGGGCACUAUCUAUGUGGCAGACUCGGGAAAUCAUCGAGUGAUGCGUUGGCCUAAAGAAGCAAAACAAGGCACUGUUAUUGUGGGUGGAAAUGGUCAAGGAGCAGGAGCAAAUCAGUUCAACGGUCUCGUCGAUUUGUCCUUCGAUCGGCAAGGCAAUCUCUAUGUCGUCGAUGUGUUGGAUCAUCGUGUUCAACGAUUUUCAAUCGAAUGA
Messenger RNA from Rotaria sp. Silwood2, 2339 nucleotides. The record is from the annotation of a GenBank genome assembly. Lineage: Eukaryota; Metazoa; Rotifera; Eurotatoria; Philodinida; Philodinidae.